AUGGACCCCGUGGACGCCGAAAGCCAGUUGAAGGACGUCUCUUCUCAUGAGAUCGAAAAUGUCAAUAUCGCAGAAGCAAUUUCGAUCACUCCCGAGGAAGAGAAGGCGUUGGUGAGGAAGAUUGAUCUCACCCUCCUGCCUACCAUCUGGAUCAUGUAUCUCCUGUCAUACCUGGACAGAACCAACAUUGGCAAUGCAAAGAUCUCUGGAAUGGAGGUUGAUCUUAACUUGAGCUCAAACCAGUACUCGAUUGCACUGGUCGUCUUCUUCAUCGGAUACGUGGUCUUUGAAGUUCCUAGCAACCUUGCCUUAGGCCGAUCCCGACCGUCUAUUUUUCUCCCAUCAAUCAUGAUUCUCUGGGGUGCUUUGACUUGCGUGAUGGCUGUUAUCAAGGACUUCUCCCACCUAGUGGCCCUCCGAGUUAUCCUUGGAUGCGUUGAGGCCGGAUUUGCCCCGGGGGUUAUACUUCUCCUGUCAUCAUGGUACAAACAAGCCGAGCAGUCGAAGCGUUUCGGUGUGUUCAUCUCGGCGGCUGUUCUAUCUGGUGCCUUUGGGGGCCUUAUUGCUGCCGGCAUUGUCGAUGGUCUUGAGGGAGUCCAUGGUAUUCGUGGGUGGCGUUGGUUGUUUAUCAUUGAAGGUGCAGCUACUGUUGGCUUUGCCAUCAUCUCCCUCUUUCUUCUUCCAGAUUUCCCGGCGACAUCGCGGCGCCUCAGUGAGCGUGAGAAGCAGGUCGCCCUAGCACGUCUAGCGACUGACAAUGUGACGGCUGCCACCGCGGAUAGCGAGCAUCUGAGCAACUUGGAUGCUUGUAAAGUGGCAUGUCGGGAUUGGCGCACCUGGGCAUUCGUCAUUGGGUACAUGGUCAUCGUCGGCUCGAGUACCUUGACAUACUUUUAUCCCACGCUUGUAAAAGGACUUUUCGGAGACGCAUCCACCAAGAAGGUUAACCUAUUGACUGUCCCUAUCUAUGGCGUGGCUUUCGUCGCUACAGGUAUCACAGCCUACUACAGCGAUAUGGUUCCUACUUGGCGUGGGUUAAUCAUUGCUUCCUGGUUGACCGUGUCUCUAAUCUGUUCGAUUAUCGUGUGUACUGUGUAUAACUUCACUGCUCGCUACGUUCUCCUUGUUCUCAUGGCUGCCGGCCUUUGGGCCACCAAUGGAGGAACAUUGGCAUAUGCGUCGUCUGCCUUUGCUGGGAUGCAUCCGCAGGCUCGAGGUGUGGCUCUGGCUAUGGUCAACGCACUGGGUAAUUUGGCCCAGAUUUACGGAUCGUAUUUGUUCCCUGAAGAUGACAGCCCGAAAUACAUUAUGGGGUUCUCUGUCAUUUCGGCGAUGUUAGCAGUCGGCAUUGUUGUGUUUCUGUUCUUGCAUGUUUGGCUGCGUCGACGGCUGCGGUCGGGCAGUGUUAACUGA
This is a messenger RNA of Aspergillus affinis, 1413 nucleotides long. Its product is annotated as vitamin H transporter. The record is from RefSeq and is a predicted model, not a curated record. Gene Ontology annotation, molecular function: transmembrane transporter activity. Gene Ontology annotation, cellular component: membrane. Gene Ontology annotation, biological process: transmembrane transport. The transcript is spliced from 5 exons. Lineage: Eukaryota; Fungi; Ascomycota; Eurotiomycetes; Eurotiales; Aspergillaceae. The coding region runs from base 1 to 1413 and encodes 470 amino acids.